AUGUCUGAAGGCAAUCCGCGGGGCGUGGAAGGCGGCGCGGGGGACGGCACUACUGGCAAUGUUCAGGGUGAUAUAAAUCCUGAGCUUUCGUGCAGAAUUUGGUUCAGUGUGUCAAGCCUAGGCUUCACCGCGCAACCUGAUUGUGUCAAAUUGGUUUGGCUUUCUCUUCUCAUGGAUAUUGACGAACCAAGAACUCCGAAGCUUGCAGAUAUGCUAUCCAGAGGAUCCCAUAAGCAUUUGUGUAAAGUCUGCACUAAGAACUUCCGUUCAGGGAGGGCUCUUGGAGGUCACAUGUCGUGCCACCGGCAUGCUGGCAUGCAGCAAAGGAGCACACCUUGCCCUCCUGCCAUUGUUGUUGAUGUACCUGUGUCGCUGCUGGGUCCCAGUGAUGAGAAGCCUUCACUGCCAUGUUUGGAAACUCAAUGGUGGCACCUCUCACAGGAGUUCUCUACCAACCAAUCUCUGAGGGGGAACAUGAGGAUGCACAGUGAGAAGAAGGUGAUGGCCAAGCCCAACGAAGAACCAGCUGGGCUGAUGGAAGCUUCGGCCAAUGCUAAUGGUGAUCAUGGGCACCAUGAGAUGCUAUUUUCUCCAGUGAAGCGUAAGCGAUCAAAGAGGGGCAUGCCAGCACUCGAUUCAGAGAUGUGUGCUGCAGAUGCUCUCCUGAUGCUUGCAAAGUAUUCUGACAAGAGUUAUGCUUAUGAGGAUUGCUGUGGGGGAGAUAACAACGACAACAUUUCAACGCCCAAUUUGUUGAAGGAGGUGAAUCUGAACGCUUUUGAUCAACUGGUUCAAUCUGAUGAGUUCACAAAUAGCACGAGGCUCAAGUCUGACAAGAAUUCAGCUUAUGAGGGUUUCUAUGAACACACUGAGCAGGAAAGCAGUUUGAAUUUGGCUGCUGAUGUUCCCAGGAAGAUGGUGCUGCUGAAUGUGUUCGAUCAUGGGCUGGUAGAUGGAAAUGCUGAGUUCAUGAAGCCAGAGGCUGACAUUUCAGUUGAGGAGGUGAAGUCUGGUAACCUUGCAGCUGCAGUGAACAUCAAGAGAUACCAGUGCAAGGUCUGCGGAAAGUUAUUAAGGUCAGGGUACUCAUUGGGUCGCCACACGAGGUUACACUGCGAGAAGGAAAACAGUUUGAAUUUGGUUGCUGAUGUUCCCAAGGAGGUGCUGCUGGAUGUAGAUGAUGAAUUCAUGAAGCCAGGGGCUGACAAUUCAGUUGAAGAAUUGAAGUCUGGUGACCUUUCAGCUGCAGUGAACAUCAAGAGUUACCAGUGCAAGGUCUGUGGAAAGUUAUUAAGGUCAGGACGAGCAUUGGGAGGCCACAUGACGUCACACUUACAGCGUGGGCAGGAGAACACUUCGAAUUUAGUUGCUGAUGUUCCCAAGACGGAGAUGCUUCUGAAUGUGUUUGAUCAUGGGCUGGAUGUAGAUGCUGAUUUCAUGAAGCCAGGGGCUGACAUUUCAGUUGAGGAGUUGCAGUCCAGUGACCUUUCAGCUUCAGUUAACAUCAAGAGACACCACUGCAAGGUAUGUGGAAAGGUAUUAGGGUCAGGGCACGCUUUGGGAGGACACAUGAGGUUACACUAUGUCCGGAAGUGCAAUCUUCACCAAGGAGUUGCUGAUUGUACUAAUUCUACUAUGAUGGAAGAGCAAAUGCAGAAGCUUGAAUUGAAAUCUCCCAUCUUUUAUCGACGGAGACCACGUUCACAUUGGAGCGGAAUCUGAUUCUGAGCAUUAGUUUGUAGUGAACAACCUUCAGCAGGCUGAGGCCAAAGCUGGUUCCACAUGUUGUCUGAAACUGAUAGCAAUUCAGUUGUCCAUAGGCUCAUUAGUAGUCAGGAAACAAAAGAACUCCAUUUCAUCUGCUGUAGUCUGUAGAUAGGGAAGGCAAGGAUCUUAGGCCACUCCUUGGUUGCGAAACACUGUAGAAGU
Molecule: messenger RNA, 1929 nt
Organism: Setaria italica (foxtail millet)
Lineage: Eukaryota; Viridiplantae; Streptophyta; Magnoliopsida; Poales; Poaceae
Exons: 4
Coding region: 1-1722 (573 amino acids)
Molecular function (GO): DNA-binding transcription factor activity
Source: RefSeq, a predicted model, not a curated record